CCUAGAGUCAUGCAAUGUCUUUUCCUUACAUAUUAUCAUGUCUCCAAUGCUUUAGGAACAAAUUAUAUGUUUGUCCUGGCUUAUAGACUUCGCAUUAGAUUUAUCAAAAGCUUCAUUAUAGUAAAAUUACCACUGUACCCUGAAUAUGCAUCGUGUGUGGAUUGUUGAAUCUGGUUUAUCCUGCCAAUCGGGGACCAACAAAAGCAGAGGUCCAAGGAUGUAUAGCGACAAUGUUAUCUUUGGAUAAUAACUAUUUUGGCAGAAAAGCAAUGAAAUCACUUUACUGUGUGGAAGGAAAAUGCAGCAACUGCUUCGACAGAUGUCGAGUAUAGAAGGAAAAGGCAACUGUUUUCACAUAUGGGAAUCAUCGAGAUACGACGAUGAAUUUUUGCAUUUCUACAUUGUCGCAACUUUCUUGGUGCCCUUUGUUGUCACACCACUCUGCGGCAUAUCGAAGAAGUUAUAGCAGGAACAAUAUCUAACCUUAGUUCUGAAUUAUGCUGCAUUUGCUAUCAUGCAUUAUAGCAUAAUGGAAACACAACUUGACACGCAAUUACUACCUGUGUUCUGAUUAGAAAUGCAAUCUAUACUCCAUCACUAUCUUCCUAGAAAUGAUUGUGUAUUUUUCACAUAUUCAAAUACGAUGUCGUUUGGCACCGGCAUCACUCCAAAACCUGGAUGAGUUGAACUUGACAGAUAGAGUUUGAGAAUCCUCUCACAUUUACUUCCCAAUCUAGAGAAAAAUCUGCAGAUAUGGUGCAGAAUCUGGCAUUUAUGCACCCGAAUCCUAAUCCUUGAGGUGCAGUGCUCAAAUACAACGGCGUCAAAAGUUUGACGUGUACACAACCAAUCAGCGGCCGUCUAUAUCCACGUGUGUUCAUCACUGCCAAUGAGUAAGUGCCGCGAAUGCCCUUUCUUGGUAAGAAGAAUUUCAAUGCCAAAGCAUCCUAGCAUUUCUCUCGCGCACAGAUUUUCGAAUCUGGGAUUUCCAGGACCAUUAAAUGCAUGCUCAUGGACUCGCUCACCAUCAGCCUGAGUUUCACUUAUAAAGAAGGCCUUUGGCUUGUCAGCAGGACUCACAUCUACAGACUCUGCAUUUAACUAUUCUCUCCUAUAUCUGUUUUAUUGAGAAAUGGCGAACGAGGAUUUGCAUCAACAACUUGCAAACAUGAGGAAGUCGUUCCUGGAUGAGGUCCUCCCUGAACACCACUUCUCUAUAUAGUGAUGGCUUACUAGCCCUAUUCAUUUGUUUUUUUUCCAGAUAACAAUUUCAUUACUUGCUGCUCCCAUAAGACUGUUAAUACUACUGGAUGAAUGCUGCACUUUUGCAUCAGGAACUCCUGGAUGAACAGUUUAUUCAACUGGAGGAACUCGAGGCCGAGGGCAGCCCCAACUUUGUGGAAGAAGUUUUUACCUUGUAUUUCCGAGACUCCACCAAGACCCUGGAAUCUAUCGGGCAAAUGCUGGAGAAAACACCUGUCGAAUUUGACAAGGUGGACAGGGCUCUUCACAUGCUCAAGGGUAACAGCCGCAGCGUCGGCGCUAACAAAGUCAUGAAUGAAGUGAUCCGUAUGAGGGAUCUUAUUGAAGAGAAGAAUUUAGAGAGUUGCAACGCCACUUAUGAGCAGCUGAAGAAGGAUCAUGAUGAGCUCAAAGAAAAGAUGGAAGCGUUUCUCCAGCUGCAGAAGCAAGUGAAAGCUGCCGAGAAGCCUCCACAGGGCGACGAUCAGGAGCCGGUGAGCGGCACAGAGAGCUCCUGAGGCAAAUGGCGCCCUGUGGCAGAUCAGUAGAACUAGGGAAUAAAGAGGUCCGGUCGCUGGGACUUGGUUGGUGAAGUUGGUGUCUGUUGUUUCUGUUAGUGUGUCAACUGGGCCUGUCUUUUUGGCAGGACAGUUUCGUUUUUCCUUCGCGUCUGGUGUGUCGGAGACCCUGUUUGAGGGUUUCUUGUUCGUUAGUCUUUUUGUUUGUGUAAAUGAGGAGCUUCCUAUGUCCUAGGAUGUCCUCCUCAUCCUUUGGGUCUUGUCUAAUGGAACUUCUUCUGGUCCGCCAU
This is a messenger RNA of Rhodamnia argentea, 2050 nucleotides long. Its product is annotated as histidine-containing phosphotransfer protein 4-like. The transcript is spliced from 5 exons. The coding region runs from base 1311 to 1760 and encodes 149 amino acids. Lineage: Eukaryota; Viridiplantae; Streptophyta; Magnoliopsida; Myrtales; Myrtaceae. Gene Ontology annotation, cellular component: nucleus; cytoplasm. Gene Ontology annotation, molecular function: histidine phosphotransfer kinase activity; protein histidine kinase binding. The record is from RefSeq and is a predicted model, not a curated record. Gene Ontology annotation, biological process: cytokinin-activated signaling pathway; phosphorylation; phosphorelay signal transduction system.